AUGGCAACCACGGGAACACACUUCACGAAGGCUCCGCUGAACAUCAAAUCUGAUUUUGCAAGUAUUGCUCGCGAGUAUGGGGUCUAUGAAACCGCUAUCGGAGACCACGAAUUAGUGGUCAAACAGUACACUCAACCCCCUCAAGACUCUCCCAUUAAAGUGCUUGAGCUCGGGAUGGGCUGCCGUCGGACCCCUGCGAUCAGAAAUUUGUACAGAGCAUGUCAAGAAUAUUUGCCCCAAACGUCUGAGCUUUAUGCGAUCGAGAGCAAUUCGGUUUGCACAGAUUUAGUUGCAGGUCCCCAGGACCAUUUUGAUCCGGAAGUCUUCGACAACCUGGUCUAUAUAUGGGAGGCAAUGGCUCCUACUCGCGUUCCACCACGAGACGGUUCUUAUUAUGGUGUCGAGGCAGACAGGUUGGGAGAAGAAUUCGAAAUUAUAAUCGACAGUGGCUUUCAUGCAUUGGAGUAUCAGAUCCAGGUUCUUAAAGCUUUUUAG
Molecule: messenger RNA, 495 nt
Organism: Fusarium poae
Lineage: Eukaryota; Fungi; Ascomycota; Sordariomycetes; Hypocreales; Nectriaceae
Exons: 2
Coding region: 1-495 (164 amino acids)
Source: RefSeq, a predicted model, not a curated record